GCGUAAAGUCACGUGAUGACGUCACACUGACAGGAAGCGUAGAAGAAGAAGUUUGCGCAUGCUCAGUGUGGUUCUGUGUUCCGGUUCUGGAGAAGAUGGCAGCGCCGGUUGAUCUGGAGCUAAAGAAGGCGUUCUCUGAACUGCAGGUGAAGAUGAUUGACACCCAGCAGAAGGUGAAGUUGGCCGACCUGCAGAUCGAUCAGCUAACUCGUGUUCAGAAACACGCUAAGCUAACACACGCAGAGAUUGCCACAAUKCCUGAUAACACACGACUCUAUGAGGGCGUCGGCCGCAUGUUCAUUCUUCAGUCAAAAGAGGAAAUCAACAACCUGCUGAGGGACAAACAGAAAACUGUUGAUGACAAGAUCAAAGAACUUGAGCAGAAGAAGGUUUACCUGGAGCGCAGCGUCAAAGAAGCUGAGGACAACAUCCGAGAGAUGCUGCUGUCCAGGAGAGCUCAGUGACUGAAGCUGCACCAUUCUGUUACCUGCUUUUAAUAAACUGCUGUUUGAUAAAUUAGUUGUUGAAGCUCCGCCUACUUCCUGUUUCUGAGAUAACCUGCAUCUCAACUCUGAAUGUUUCAGCUUUUGAGUUUUUGAGCUUGUUAACAUGAAGAAAGACAAGUUUUGUUGAACUGA
Molecule: messenger RNA, 638 nt
Organism: Austrofundulus limnaeus
Lineage: Eukaryota; Metazoa; Chordata; Actinopteri; Cyprinodontiformes; Rivulidae
Gene: pfdn1
Product: prefoldin subunit 1
Exons: 4
Coding region: 96-464 (122 amino acids)
Biological process (GO): protein folding
Cellular component (GO): cytoplasm; prefoldin complex
Molecular function (GO): protein folding chaperone
Source: RefSeq, a predicted model, not a curated record